This is a messenger RNA of Hirsutella rhossiliensis, 1416 nucleotides long. RefSeq names its product guanine nucleotide exchange factor synembryn domain-containing protein. The record is from RefSeq and is a predicted model, not a curated record. The transcript has 5 exons. Gene Ontology annotation, biological process: G protein-coupled receptor signaling pathway. Gene Ontology annotation, cellular component: cytoplasm. NCBI's taxonomy places the organism in Eukaryota, Fungi, Ascomycota, Sordariomycetes, Hypocreales, Ophiocordycipitaceae. Gene Ontology annotation, molecular function: guanyl-nucleotide exchange factor activity; G-protein alpha-subunit binding. Bases 1 to 1416 code for a protein of 471 amino acids.
AUGGCCUCGUCAGAAAUAGGCACUGCUACUGGCCCCGCCAAGCUCAAAGCUGUAACGGAUCUGGUUGAGAAGCUCACCAACGAUCUUGACAACGUCACCCUUCUUCCCGACGACCGCAUCAGUGCCCUAGAAGAGCUCAAGAUUUACGGCAGAGACCCAAACGACGCCGACCCCAUCUUCACCAAGGAUGGCAUCUCCAUGUUACUCCGUCAUGGCUUCUACAGUCCGUCUAGUGAAACUGCGCGGGCGGCUCUGAGGGUCUUGGCAAACGCCAUGCUGCUCAAGCCCGAGACUCGUCAGACGUUCGUCGACCUGGGAUUUGCCCCAAGGGCUUGUAGCGAGCUCAAGGUUGACAGCUGGGACAACGAGUUUCUGGUUUCCCGCAUUCUCUUCAUCUCCACCUACGGCACCAGUCUCGAUCUGCCCGAUCUCAUUGAGAACCACCGGCUGGCUGACCAUAUUGUUGAGAAUGUGAGCCGCCACGCAAAGACCUUGUCCAACAAGGCCAAGGCCAAGGAUGACCCCAUGGAGGGAAUGGCGCUCGGAGAGACAUUGAAGCUCAUGUUCAACGUGUCUCACUUUUGCAAAGACAAAGUUUCCUGCUUUACUGCCACCGUUCCUCAUGUGGUUGCGCUGCUUUGGAAACAGGAUGUCUCCGACGAAAACCCUCUUGAUCCUCCGUUUGGCCCGCUUGUCAACGCGCUCUACAACCUCGAUUUCGAGGCUGACAAAAGCCGGGCUUCUCUUUUUCCCAAGAGCGAACCUACCAAGGUCUCUUCCAGGCUCGUGUCUCUUUUGGACUUGUCGAUGAAGGCGUACGGCGACAACGAGCUUGAAAACAACGUGACGCCCCUGGUGGGCUUAAUUGGCAGGGUUUACGAAAACGCCCCGCCGGCGGUGCGGCAGUUCUUGGAAGAAGCGAUACUUCCGUCCGCCGAAGAUCGGCAGGCUGUCCUGGGGCGUGGAGAAACGCUGUCCGCCAGGCUUCUCAAGAACUCGACGAAUCCACUGACUCCUGCACUGAGGGAUGGUAUUUCGCAUCUCUUCUUUGACCUUUCGGGCAGGGAUGCGUCAAAGUUUGUGGAGAACGUUGGGUACGGGUUUGCAUCGGGCUUCCUCUUCCAGAACAACGUUCCUGUUCCGGCAUCUGCGUCGGAAGCGUUCAGCACGGGUGACGACGCUGGGGCUCAGAAGCUGGUCAAUCCAAUCACUGGACAGUUCCUCGAUAAAGAAAACCCCGCCGAGGGGCCAGAAAUGUCCCAAGAGGAAAAGGAGCGAGAGGCCGAGCGAUUGUUCGUGCUUUUUGAGAGGCUAAAGCAGCUUGGCAUCAUGGACAUACAAAAUCCGGUGGAACAGGCAGUUCAAGAGGGGAAGUUCCGCGAGCUGGACGACGAUGAGGUUGAAGAGGUCGAUUGA